Messenger RNA from Chaetura pelagica (chimney swift), 1582 nucleotides. RefSeq names its product T-cell, immune regulator 1, ATPase, H+ transporting, lysosomal V0 subunit A3 (gene TCIRG1). The record is from RefSeq and is a predicted model, not a curated record. Lineage: Eukaryota; Metazoa; Chordata; Aves; Apodiformes; Apodidae. The transcript has 12 exons. Gene Ontology annotation, biological process: vacuolar acidification; proton transmembrane transport. The annotation marks the transcript as partial. Gene Ontology annotation, cellular component: proton-transporting V-type ATPase, V0 domain; vacuolar proton-transporting V-type ATPase complex; plasma membrane. Gene Ontology annotation, molecular function: proton-transporting ATPase activity, rotational mechanism; ATPase binding.
CUUCCACUGCCACGUCUAUCCCUACCCGGAGAGCGAGGCCAGCCGGGUGGACACCAUGAAUGGGCUGCACAGCCAGAUCCAGGACCUCAGCGUGGUGCUGGAGGAGACGGAGCAGUACCUGGCACAGGUGCUGGACAAGGUGGUGCUGGUCCUGCCCACCUGGCGGGUGCAGGUGCAGAAGAUGAAGGCCAUCUACCUCGUCCUCAACCAGUGUAGCUUUGAUGUCACCAAGAAGUGCCUCAUCGCCGAGGUCUGGUGCCCCGUGCAGGACCUGAUCCGAGUGCAGGACGCCCUGCGCCAGGCGUCGUACCAGAGUGGCUCCAGCGUGGAGUGCUUCGUGCAGCGGGUCCCCACCUCUGAGAGUCCCCCCACCCUCAUCCGCACCAACAAGUUCACUGCUGGCUUCCAGAACAUCGUGGAUGCCUACGGGGUGGCCAGUUACCAGGAGGUGAACCCUGCGCCCUACACCAUCAUCACCUUCCCCUUCAUCUUUGCCAUCAUGUUUGGGGACGUGGGGCACGGGCUGCUCAUGUUCCUCUUUGCUCUCUGGAUGGUCCUGAACGAGAAGAGCCCCAGCCUGAGAAAAGCCACCAAUGAGAUCUGGCAGAUGUUCUUUGAGGGACGCUACCUCAUCCUGCUCAUGGGGGCCUUCUCCAUCUACACUGGCUUCAUCUACAACGAGUGCUUCAGCAAAGCCACCGCCAUCUUCCCCUCCGCCUGGAGCGUGGCCACCAUGGCCAACCGCUCCUCCUGGAGCUCUGCCUAUCUCGCCACCCACCCCUUCCUCACUCUGAACCCCAACAUCACCGGUGUCUUCCAAGGACCGUAUCCUUUCGGGAUCGACCCAAUCUGGAGCUUGGCCACCAACCACCUCAACUUCCUCAACUCCUUCAAGAUGAAGAUGUCCGUGGUGCUGGGAAUCGUGCACAUGGGCUUCGGCGUCACGCUGGGGGUCUUCAACCACGUGCACUUCCAGCAGUGGCACCGGCUGGUGCUGGAGCUCCUGCCCGAGAUGAUUUUCCUCCUGGCGCUCUUCGGCUACCUCGUCUUCCUGAUCUUCUACAAGUGGAUCAAGUUCAGUGUCGCCGACUCCAUGGUGGCCCCCAGCAUCCUCAUCCACUUCAUCGACAUGUUCCUCUUCACCUCCAACCCUGGCAACCUCCCGCUCUACCCGGGGCAGCUGGUGGGCGCCGGGGAGCAGGAGCCCCUGCUGGAGGGGCAGGACGCCGGCAACUCCGUCAACACCACCAAGGAGGACGUGGAGAGCGGGGGACACGACGCCGAGCAACUGGACAUGUCCCAGAUCCUCAUGCACCAGGCCAUCCACACCAUCGAGUACUGCCUGGGCUGCGUCUCCAACACCGCGUCCUACCUGCGGCUCUGGGCGCUCAGCCUGGCCCACGCCCAGCUCUCAGAGGUGCUGUGGACCAUGGUGAUGCGCCAGGGCUUCGUAGCCCUCAGCUACGCUGGGGGGCUGGUGCUGGUACCCGUCUUCGCCGCCUUCGCCGUCCUCACCGUCGCCAUCCUCCUGGUGAUGGAGGGGCUCUCUGCCUUCCUCCACGCCCUGCGCCUGCACUGGUGA